Nematostella vectensis (starlet sea anemone) is the source of this 942-nucleotide messenger RNA. RefSeq names its product probable 39S ribosomal protein L24, mitochondrial. Gene Ontology annotation, molecular function: RNA binding; structural constituent of ribosome. Bases 111 to 854 code for a protein of 247 amino acids. Lineage: Eukaryota; Metazoa; Cnidaria; Anthozoa; Actiniaria; Edwardsiidae. Gene Ontology annotation, cellular component: ribosome; mitochondrion. The transcript is spliced from 5 exons. Gene Ontology annotation, biological process: translation. The record is from RefSeq and is a predicted model, not a curated record.
UCUGUAUCGCGGGCUCAGUCCGUAUGUCGGCCAUCUUGUCUGGACUCGACUUUCCCUAGAGGCUGUGUGUUUUUCGUCUAUAAUGCAAGGAUACUGAGAUAUAUUCGAAGAUGCCAUCUAUUCCGUGGAAGCCUUUCGGUGCUGCUGUUGCCCGUCCAAGAAGAUUCCCGAAAAUUCGCCGAGGAAGCAAAAGACAGCCUCUUCCAACUGUGGACGAGUGGAAAGUUGUGCGUGGUGACACGGUCGUAAUCUUGGCUGGUAAAGACAAGGGAAAAACAGGGUUGGUGACAGAUGUAAUACGGAGCAAGAAUCAUUUGUAUGUCAAGGGUAUGAACACACAUCAGCGCUACUUCAAGCCCUAUGAUGACUUCCAGGGGGGUUUCUUUCCUAGUGAAGCCCCUCUUCAUUACAAAGAUGUCGCCCUAAUUGACCCAUCAGACAAAAAACCAACAGAUGUUGCUUACAGAUACACAGAGAAGGGGGAGAGGGUCAGGGUCUCAGAGCGCACGGGGCGCAUCAUCCCUAAACCCACAUGGGAGAGAAGGGACUGGAAAACAAGAUCAGCUGUAAAAGAUGGCGACCAUGAUACCCUUGCAAGUGCGGCAUCCAGGAAUUCAUACAUUCCCUCCCUGCUGCACUUUCACGAGGAGAUAAUGAAGGCUAUGAACAUCCCUCCUACCAUACCAAAAGCACAGGAAGACCGCCGGGACCUCAUGCUGAACGCUAUCGCGGAGAGGCGUGGCUAUGAUUUGUUGAAAGCAGACCCUGACAGGAGUUCACUUGGACUGUACGAUAGAACUGUCUUGUUCGUUCUGGGAGUAAAGGAUAAAGUUACUAAGCCGUUUAAGAGGUAGUGAGGCGAAGAAGUAAAAUAGUUUUAAUUACGAGUUGUAUUGUAAUUCAGUGAAAACGUUAGUCUAAAUAAAAAAUACUUUUCUCGAG